CCCCCUCCCCCACCUCCAUAUCACAAACCCCACCGCUCGACAAAUGCCGGCCCGCGCCUGCUAACCCGCUAAGCGCGCCCCCCGCAUUCCAAGAUCCGUCUCCUCCUCCGGCGACCUCGCCGACGACCAUGCCGGCGACGGACUACCAGGGCACGCCCUCCCACUCCCACUCGCACCCCUCCCCGUUCUCCUCCUUCGGCCGCUCGCUCUUCUCACUCCGCCGCGACAGCCCGGCCUCGGCGGCGGCGGCGUCCCCGGCCAUGCUGUCCGGCGAGGACGCCGACCUCGAGGCCUUCCAGCGGCAUGUGGCCGUGCACCUCGCGGAGUUGAGGGGUGGUGGCGGCGAGGAGUUUCUGUCUAUCGCGUGGAUCCGGCGGCUGCUGGAGGCGUUCCUCAUGUGCCAGGAAGAAUUCCGGGUGGUGGUGGCCCAAGCGCGGCGCCGCGGGGCGCUCUCGGCGGCUGCGGAGAAGCUGGUGGCGGAGUUCGGCGACCGCGCGGUGAAGGCGCUCGACGUCUGCAACGCGGCCCGCGACGGGGUGGACCAGGUGAGGCGGUGGGAGCGGCUGGCAGGCAUCGCGGCGUCCGUGCUGCUCGCGCCCGGGGAGAUCCACGGGGGCCAGCUCCGCCGCGCGCGGAAGGCGCUCUCGGACCUGUCCUUCCUCCUCAUCGAGGACGCCGCGGCAGCCGCGGGGGGCGGGGGCGGGGUCGCAUCGUUCCUCGCCUCCCACCGCAACCGCUCCUUCGGCCGCGCGCGGGCAUCUCCGUCCCGCGCCGCGCUCCUCGCCUCCUCCUCCCACUUCCGCUCGCUCUCGUGGAGCGUGUCCCGCACGUGGUCGGCGGCGCGGCAGCUGCAGGCCAUCGGGGCCGGCCUGACCGCGCCGCGCGCGCACGAGGCCUCGGGCCUCGCCGCUCCGGUCUACGCCAUGGGCUGCCUGCUCCACCUCGCCGCGUGGGCGCUCGUCGCCUCCGUCCCAUGCCCGGACCGCGGCGGCGCGCUCCAGGCGCACCACCUCCCUGCCGCACCGCCGCGCGCAGCGUUCCCCUGGGCGCCGCCUCUCGUCGCGCUCCAAGAACGCCUCACCGAGGAGGGGAAGCGCAAGGACCGGCGCAAUUCGUGCGGCCUGCUCAAGGAAAUCCACUCGCUGGAGAAGUGCGCGCAGAGGCUCGCCGAGGCCAUCGACUCGGCCCCCGUCCCGCUCGCCGGCGAGCGGGAGGCCGAGGUGCGAGAAGCUGCGGCCGAGCUGGCCGCCGUGUGCGCCGCCAUGAGGGACGGGCUCGAGCCGCUGGAGAGACAGGUCCGGGAGGUCUUCCACCGCAUCGUGCGCAGCCGCAUGGAGGGUCUCGACUCGCCGAUGCUCAACGGCGAUUGAGCCAUCAAGAUUUUGCCUUGAUCGCGCAAUGUGGUGGUGAUAGGUAGCUGUCCUGUUCUUGGUUUUUUUCCGCACUUGUGAUCGGUGGUGGUAGUGAUUAGUAAGUAUAAAAUGUGUAUCCUUCUGUAAAGGAUUGCAGAAAGGGAAAAGGAAAGGUGCCAUCUUCGUGUAAAGAUGAUCCCUUAUUCCCAUGUUUUGGUACUGCAUUUGGUGUAUAUCUUCGCGUUUUUGUUAGUCAUCUACUUGUGUGGAGCUUCUUGAGUAGCUUGUGCUCUGAAGAUCUGUGAGGUCACUUUGGAAAUGUGACGUUCAUAUGAAUGCUGACAUAAAGGAUAAAAAAGAUUUUUUUUUUCAAAUUAUAAUUUAACUUCGUGGCGGUCUUGACUCUUA
Messenger RNA from Phragmites australis (common reed), 1760 nucleotides. RefSeq names its product protein BYPASS1-LIKE-like. NCBI's taxonomy places the organism in Eukaryota, Viridiplantae, Streptophyta, Magnoliopsida, Poales, Poaceae. The record is from RefSeq and is a predicted model, not a curated record. The transcript has a single exon. The coding region runs from base 129 to 1370 and encodes 413 amino acids.